AGAGUAUGAAGUGAUAGAACAGAUUGGUAGAGGAGCUUUUGGAGCUGCAUUUCUUGUUCAUCACAAGUUUGACAAAAGAAAGUAUGUAAUGAAGAAGAUUCGUUUGGCUAAACAGACUGACAAGUUCAAGCUCGCUGCCCAUCAAGAGGUUAGUCACUUUAAUCAUCAAAACACUAACAUUCCUUUAUAUCAAACUUUGUUCAAACAUGGUCGGAGUUAAGAGUAUAUGUUAGUAUUAUAUUUAAAUGAAUCGGUUCCCUAAAUGUAGAUAAAAUUUCCUUUUUAAAUUAUUCAUCUAAAACUUUUUUUCGUGUAGCCAAAAGUGGCUACCAGAUCGGCCUUUUAGAAAUUAUUAUAGAAUAUUAAAACUUUAAACUGUGUAAUAAAUAGCUUCUUUUUUUUCCCGCUAAAAUAUAAUAAAUAGGUUUCACUUUGGAGAAAGUAGAGUACAACUUUGAGUCCAUUCGAAACAUCAGUGAUUCAGAAAUAGGCGUUUCAAAUUGCAAGCCGCAUUAGUGAGAACAAGUCCUCCUCCAUUCCAAUAUUACUGGUCCACGAGUGAGAUUAUAUAUUUCUAACUGUAAAAUGGACUUCACUAUUAUAUAUUGAUAGAGUGUAAAGAUCUUUUACAAGAAAGUGUAGUUUAUAGUACUAUGAUACCUGAUUGGAUAUAUUCACUACUAAAAAAAAUAUGAAUUAGCAUCGGACAAAUUCCGUAGUUAAUAAGAAAAGUUGUCGCUAGACCUAUUUUAACUGGAGUAGGUACUAAUUAUCAAAACUUUCUGUUAGCUACAAGCUAUUUAGCAAAGAAGUUCUUAGUGAUUAUUGCCAAGUUACUGAUUAGUAAUAUUUAUCAUAGCAAUUUACUUAUUUUACCUUAUAAAUUAUCUAAUUAAUUAAAUUAUGUAAAGGAAAAGAACCUACAUGUGUGAGUGACACUACUUUCUUCUUAUUUUACACCCGAAAAAAGUAGAGCGAUAGAUGGCUGUGAUAAAUUAACUUUCCUAUUAUUGGUUAGAGGAAUAUUGUGGCACACCUAACUUGACCUGCUUUCACCAAAUGUAUGCAUUCUGGUGCAACAACCUCCUGACUGUCAAAUAUAUAAGAACAAAGAAUGAGAAAAAAAGUAAAAUGUAAAAUGUUUGGUAGAGAUUAAAUGUUAGAAAUAACUUCCACCUUCUCGCCCAUACUGUUAAGUAAUUAUUCUUUCUGUCAUAUCUUUAAAGUUGUAUUAAAUGAGAAGUGUCUCUUCUCAUUACAAAGUUUGGUAUGCGAACUCCAAUGGUAGCGUUUUGCACGGAAAGAAGGGUCUCAAGUCCGUACUUGCAAUUAUUUUACCACGUAGUCAAGCAAGAUGGAACAAUCACAAGAGCCUUAGAUGAAUUUGAUAGCCAAGCUAGAUAGCCCUUAUAUUGUUGAGUACAAGGAUGCAUGGGUAGAGAAGGACUCCUUUGUCUGCAUUGUUACAAGUUACUGUGAAGGUGGAGACAUGGCUGAAAUGAUUAGAAAAGCCAGAGGAACAUUUUUCCCGGAAGAGAGACUUUGCAAAUGGUUGACUCAGUUGUUGCUGGCUCUUGAUUACCUUCACUCCAAUCGUGUUCUUCACAGAGAUAUUAAAUGCUCUAACAUUUUCCUUACCAAAGACGACGAAAUCAGACUUGGUGACUUUGGAUUAGCCAAAUUGCUGAAUAAAAAUGACCUUGCCUCUUCGAUUGUGGGUACUCCAACAUAUAUGUGCCCUGAGCUUCUAGCAGAUAUACCUUAUGGAUAUAAAUCAGACAUAUGGUCUCUAGGAUGUUGUAUGUUUGAAAUUGCUGCUCAUCAACUUGCAUUCCGUGCUCCUGACAUGGCUGGACUGAUCAACAAAAUAAACAGAUCCACUGUCUCUCCACUUCCAACCAUAUAUUCCUCCACAUUGAAACGACUGAUUAAAAGCAUGCUAAGAAAAAGCCCAGAACAUAGACCUACGGCUGCAGAGUUGUUGAGGCAUCCACAUUUACAACCAUACCUUGCUAAAUGCCGAAAUUUGUCAUCAACAUUUGUACCAAUAUUUGCUGAGAAGGAAGCAAAACAGAAUCUUGAACAAACUCGCGAGAAUUCAACUUCCAAGCCUACAUUAUUAGGAAAUGAUCAAAGGCCUCUGAAGGAAAUUAGACAAGCGAAAAAGCAAGAGAAGGUUGCUGCAGUCGAUGAACUCAAACGUAUGAGAAUCAAAGGUACUGAAUCACCUAACACGUGUAAGAUUGAGCAGAUGAACGUUCAGAUGAAGAAGGUAGAAAAUCUGGAGAAUGAAAGACUCCAAAGCAUAUCCAUUAAGAAAAGUGGAAGCACUAAUUCCAGAAGCUCCACAAGAAGUACUUUGACUGAUCAACAUGAAGAAGGUACAAUUGAAGGAACAAUUCAGAAGAUUGAUAGGCCAAUUGAGGGCAAGAAAGUGGCAAAAUCUCAACAAGAAGAGCAAAAUAAAUGCUUUUUGAAGAAACCAAGAAUACCAAAACCAUAUAUUGAAGUUACUUCACAUGCUAAUGAAGUUGUAGCAAAAGCCAUUGAUCAUCUAAGUAGUAAUCGGGAUACAGAAAAACAACACGAUGGUCACAAACGAGCAGCGAGUGACACUUCAUUAAUGACUACACUGGACAUUUGUUACAAGGGAAGAACAAUAAUAUGAGCAAUGAAAGGGCAGAAGCACUAGAGUCAUUACUUGAACUUUGUGCAGAGUUACUUAAGCAUGAAAAGCUAGAGGAAUUAGCUGGUGUACUAAAACCAUUUGGGGAAGAAGUUGUUUCUUCUAGAGAAACAGCAAUCU
This is a messenger RNA of Lycium ferocissimum, 2806 nucleotides long. Its product is annotated as serine/threonine-protein kinase Nek6-like. The transcript has 13 exons. The coding region runs from base 1379 to 2668 and encodes 429 amino acids. Gene Ontology annotation, molecular function: ATP binding; protein kinase activity. NCBI's taxonomy places the organism in Eukaryota, Viridiplantae, Streptophyta, Magnoliopsida, Solanales, Solanaceae. Gene Ontology annotation, biological process: protein phosphorylation. The record is from RefSeq and is a predicted model, not a curated record.